Messenger RNA from Helianthus annuus (common sunflower), 830 nucleotides. RefSeq names its product histone H2A variant 1. The record is from RefSeq and is a predicted model, not a curated record. Gene Ontology annotation, molecular function: structural constituent of chromatin; protein heterodimerization activity; DNA binding. Bases 177 to 596 code for a protein of 139 amino acids. The transcript has 3 exons. Lineage: Eukaryota; Viridiplantae; Streptophyta; Magnoliopsida; Asterales; Asteraceae. Gene Ontology annotation, cellular component: nucleosome.
UACACUAACUUGUACGCACGCAUCAAAACUUGUACAUCUUAUCUACAUUUCAACAUUCCAGCUCUGGAAAAUAAAAUAAGUUGGUACACAUAAAAGAAGAGCGUUAUCUUCUUCCUUCCUACUCGUCUCUACCUUCAAGUCUUUCAGUCUUCUCAGUGUGUUCAGUAGUUGCAUAAAUGGCGGGAAAGGGUGGGAAGGGUUUAUUGGCUGGAAAGACAACUGCGGCUGCUGCAGCGGCAGCGAACAAGGAUAAGGAUAAGAAGAGGCCGAUUUCUCGGUCUGCACGCGCAGGGCUACAGUUUCCAGUGGGAAGAAUCCACCGCCACCUCAAAACAAGAACCUCAGCCCAUGGGCGGGUCGGUGCCACAGCUGCAGUCUACUCAGCCGCAAUUCUGGAGUACCUUACUGCAGAGGUGCUUGAGUUGGCAGGAAAUGCCAGCAAGGAUCUGAAAGUGAAGAGGAUCACCCCACGACACUUGCAACUUGCCAUUCGUGGUGACGAAGAACUCGAUACUCUCAUCAAAGGUACCAUUGCUGGAGGUGGUGUCAUUCCUCACAUUCACAAGUCACUCAUCAACAAAACCACCAAAGAAUGAGCCCCCCAAUUAUCAUGGACUGUUCUUUUUAGCUUUAACAACUCUUCUGAGUAUUGAAUUUUAAGUUUAUUUAUAGGUUCUGUUGUUGUGUCAAGGAUUCAUGUGGAUUGACUUUGACUAUGACUUUGACUUCUGCUUUAUGUAGUUCUUAGAUUGUAGAAUUGUUGUACAUGAUCUGCCUGCUUAUCAUCUGGUUGUAUUUUUAUCUUGAUGUCACAUGGUUGAGUUGUAUCU